AUGAAAUCGGCAGAGGGGCAGAAACCCCGAAUAAAAAUCAUUAAUAAAGAAGACAAUGGCCGGAUAAGUUACGUCAAGUGCUUUGGAAACGAAGAUGGUAAUGAACUUUUAAAUGUGGCCAAUGCAGUGGAACUCUUCAACAAAUACGGAGAAGAUGCAACUAAAGCACUCGCUAUUUUUGGUAGUGGCUGUUCGACUGUCAACCGACCGGCGAGAUUCUUCGUUCUGAAGACGGAUCCUGGAACCCCUAUCCAGCCUCAACAACUUGGAGCCACUCCAGUUUUCAUUUUGCCGCAACAGCCCGUGAAAAAAUUCUCCCCAAUCCUUCCCAGACCGGUCAAUGAACUUCGACCUGGGGGUAGCGGAUCUCCGUCACUGGUUCCAAAAACUGAACUAGUAGCCGGCUUCUCUGGUGCAUUAAUAACGGGAAAAAUGGCGCCGAAACCGAUUGCGCCUAAGAUCUUGCACGAUGUUCAACAAGCCCGAGUGGAGAAGCAGCAGGAAGUAGAGAACGAAAAUGAUCGUUGGAUGCAGGAUGAAAUCGAGGCUGUAAAGCAAGAAACCGAUGCAACUGAAGAGAUGGUUCAAGACUUAGCCGAAACGCAUGUUGUCAAGCAGGAAGAUAUCCAAGUAGCAGAAGACUGUUACGUGCAAAAUGACAAAGUGGACGAGUUACUGCGUGCUUGUAAAUUUGUUGAAGGCGGACUGGACAAUAGUUUUGAUGAUGAAAUACCGAUUCCACUUGAGAAUUCGAUAGUUGAGUCGACAAAAACAAGACAGGAAGAGCCUCCGAAACCAGUGGAGCUUGCAAAACCACCAGAAGAACCCGUAAAGAAAAAGAGAGGAAGGCCCAAAGGAUCGACCAAGAAAAAGAUAGAAGAGCGAAAGAAGGAAUUGGAGGCCCAAGGAAUUCAGCCGAAGAAGAAAGCAGCGCCAAGGAAAAAGCUUGGUCGACCACCAAAAGCCAAACCAGCGGCGAAAACAGCGAAAACUAAGAAGAAAAACUUCCCGAUGCCAAUUCUAAUGCCAGACUCGUCAAGUUCCUCCUCCGGCUCAGACACGGAAUCAUCAGAGCCACCUUCAUCUUCGGACUCCUCUGAAGACGAAGGGCCUCGUGUUAGCAAAAUCAAGAUGCCCGGAGAGUCGUUAGAUAAGGUUAAAAAGCCUUCCAAUGCGGCGAGAUUAAAGACUCCUUCCAAGCCAGAUCCUCCGAUGCCACCUCCAAAAGCAAAAUCACCACAGCGGGAGCAACCCCGAAAGGCCUCACUUACGAAGGAGCCCCCACAGCUCAACUCAAAUUUGAAAGCGCCCCUCAAAAAAUCCCAAACAACUAGUAAGCCUGAGCCGGCAAAGAAGACCGUACCCGUCAUCAGUGAACGAAUCAAAUUUUAUAAGACCGUGGAGCAGAUCGGCCACGACAAGCUUGAGCCUACUGGCUAUAUUCCUGGACAACUUAUUCAAGAAAUCGAGCAAGCCGUGAGUAAAGGGUGUAACGGUGUAAAUGAAUUCGCGCGGAAACUUGUUGGGAUGAAGACAAUGGGCCACGAAGGAAAAUUCAUUAUUUCUGACGAAGUGAAUGGAAAACUUGGAGAGAGUGCGUUAUGCAGAGCUGCUUCCAUACGAGUUGCCAAGGGAGGCCCUUCUCUUAUAACAUCGCUUGUUCAAAUCGCUGGAGCCGAUACGCAUCAAACUAACUCGAGUGGAAAUACGGCACUGCAUGUUGCCGCGGAGAAUGGUAUUCCUGGAAACGUAGCCACACUGCUCAGUUUCAAAGCGCCUAUCAACACUCGCAAUAACAAAAAAGAGUCGGCUCUGUUGCUGGCUGUCAAACGCGCAACUAAAUUUGAGAAGCUUUACCUCAAGAUGACGGAUAUGAAAGACUUCAAAAAUGAAUGGAACGACGCCUUUCGGUGCGUGGAAAUGCUCCUUAGUGCGGGUGCAGCUAUCGACAAACACAUAAUGGAUGCAGCGGAAACAUCAUCUGCUGCUGACCUUCUGUGUUUAUAUCACUAUACGAUAGUCGAAAAUGUCUAUAUGUUCGCAAAGAAGACACUUGGAAAGGCAAAUUUGACGGUGCACGAUAAGCUUCUGUACUCAACAACAAUUGUCCCUCGCGAUCAAAAUGUUUUUGAAUUCACGAUUGAGCCGGUUGAAUUUUUAAGGCCGUUUAUGUUUCUGACGCUCUUCGCAGUUCAUGGCAAAUUUGAGGGAUUCUCAUCUGAUCUAGAAAAACUAAAAGAUAUGCGACUCUCUGGUAAUCCAUGUUUGGUCAGAGAUGCCAGGUGGCACCAACCAGAUAAUCACUCCAAGAAGUUCAAGAUUAUAUCACUUGAUGGAUUUCCGAGCUAUUCUGUAUCGGGCCCCUUUGAACCGGGCAAAGACAUUGACAAAUAUGAGGACUGCGUGGACGAUGAACAUUUCAUAACAUUCUUGAGCUACACUCCAUAUCGUGAAAAUAAAUAUACUCUAUCAAUUGCGCCAGCGCAUUGGACCGACGAAAUUCUUUUCCUUGCAGUCUACCCAAGUGAUAUCCAGAUCUCUGACGCAACGUUCCAAAAAGGCGCUCCAGAAAUUUUGCGCCAGAAAGAACGAGCUUAUGCAAAGUGGGAAAGAGCGAUAGAACGGGCCAGAGUCGGCAAGUACCAUUGGGAGCGAGAAUUCCCAGGUGAAGAGUGCCCUCUUUUUCGGAGGGGCGUCAAUUUGAACAAAUUAAAACACUAG
Oikopleura dioica is the source of this 2721-nucleotide messenger RNA. The record is from the annotation of a GenBank genome assembly. Lineage: Eukaryota; Metazoa; Chordata; Appendicularia; Copelata; Oikopleuridae.